Parus major (Great Tit) is the source of this 696-nucleotide messenger RNA. It is a transcript of the gene COPE, whose product is annotated as COPI coat complex subunit epsilon. The coding region runs from base 43 to 696 and encodes 217 amino acids. Gene Ontology annotation, cellular component: COPI vesicle coat. The record is from RefSeq and is a predicted model, not a curated record. The transcript is spliced from 5 exons. Gene Ontology annotation, biological process: intra-Golgi vesicle-mediated transport; endoplasmic reticulum to Golgi vesicle-mediated transport; retrograde vesicle-mediated transport, Golgi to endoplasmic reticulum. NCBI's taxonomy places the organism in Eukaryota, Metazoa, Chordata, Aves, Passeriformes, Paridae. Gene Ontology annotation, molecular function: structural molecule activity; protein binding.
GCCCCCGCGGCGCGGGCGCUUCCGGGGACGUGUCUGAGGGCGAUGGCGGCCGGGACGGGAGCGGCGCCGCCCGGGGAGGCGGACGAGCUCUUCGACCUCCGCAACAACUUCUACAUCGGCGCUUACCAGGCCGCCAUCAACGAGGCGCAGCGGGCCAAGCCGAGCAGCCCCGAGAAGGAGCUGGAACGGGACGUGUUCCUGUUCCGAGCCUACAUCGCCCAGGUGAGGCCGGGCUGGGGGAACUCCGGGAAUCCUGGAAUUGUUUGGGCUGGAAGGACCUCCCUUUCCCUUCUCCAGGAAUCAAUCCAAGCCUCUCCUGGAAAACUCAAGUGGGGGGAAAAACCCCCCCAAAUUUUUAUUUUUGUGCUGAAAUCCCUUUUCCUUUGUGAUUUUUCCCACUUUUCCUGCAGGAAGGAGCUGAAGAAAAUGCAGGAGCAGGACGAGGACGCCACCCUGACCCAGCUGGCCACAGCCUGGGUGAACCUGGCCAUGGGCGGGGAGAAGCUGCAGGAGGCGUUUUACACGUUCCAGGAGCUGGCGGAGCGCGCCUGCCCCACGCUGCUGCUGCUGUCGGGCCAGGCCGUGGCCGCCAUGGCCCAGGGCCGCUGGGACGAGGCCGAGGGGCUGCUCCAGGAGGCUCUGGACAAGGAGAACGACUUUGACCGCCUGGCCCUGCAGUACACACCCAGUGCCUGA